Molecule: messenger RNA, 540 nt
Organism: Ectocarpus sp. CCAP 1310/34
Lineage: Eukaryota; Phaeophyceae; Ectocarpales; Ectocarpaceae
Source: the annotation of a GenBank genome assembly
CUGCUUUGGUCGCUGGAAGCACCCAACAGUGCACAACAGCGCACCACAAAGCAGCACAGCACAGCACAGCACAGCACAGCGCGUGACAGCCUAGCACAGCGCCCCACACGCGCAGACCCGGUGCUUGGUUGUCAGCACGGUGCGCCCGAUAUGGGGACCGGCGACGAUCAACUGGAAGCAACAGCAGUGCUGUCAGUCGCGUUGGCGGCUUUGCACCAGAUCCAAGAAGAGGAGGAUGGUUGCCGGCGCACAGCACGCUCGGUAUCCCAUUGGGAUGCUGUGCUGUUCGACGAGGAUUCGGAGGACGAGGAGGAAGUCGUCGGCCCGAAGGUUAAGAGGACACGACGCGUCACGGAGCGGAGGGAUUGGCGUACCUCUGCCUGGUGGGAGCAGCUUCAGGAUGUCGACCUCGCCGACCACACUACGGCCGCUGCAAGUGUUUCGAGGACGCUUUCCUGUACCUUACCCCUUCUUUCAAGAACUGGUCAAGCUGUCAAGGGAGAAGCGGUGGUUUUCGCCGGGGGAGAAGGAUGCAGCUAA